Schistosoma rodhaini is the source of this 12809-nucleotide messenger RNA. The record is from the annotation of a GenBank genome assembly. Lineage: Eukaryota; Metazoa; Platyhelminthes; Trematoda; Strigeidida; Schistosomatidae.
AAAGUGCGGCAGUUUCAAGUGCUUGCGUUGCAUGAGUAAGAAAGUAUUUUCUUUAAUCUGUACCUAGGGUCACUUCUAAAACAACUCAAUGGAAGCCGACCCAGCAAUAGUUUUGGAAUGGUUGGACUCCGUAAACGACGAACUUAGGGAGUUACAACUUACUGCAUUGGAACAACUGUGCAACGAAGUUCUUUUCUCGGACAAUGUUGAUGUUUUCUUUGAGCGCUAUCCACCUCGCCUCUUCAUACCCGCCUUAUGCAAAAUAUUUUUGGAUGAAUUAGCCCCGGACUCUGUUUUGGAGGCAAAUGCUCGGGCCCUCACUUACUAUUUGGAUGUUAGUUUGGACUGUGCCCCACGGAUUGCACGGUCGCCAAAUGUGUUGACGGCCAUGACUUCUAGAUUAGAUGCAGUUGAUAUGACAUCUGCGAAAAGUAAUGAGCUUGGGCAGCAGAUUAUUAAGAUGUUGCAGCUUAUUUGUACACGAGAGCCUGGUGCCGUGUAUACGGCCGGAGGACUGACUUCCGUCUUACGUUAUAUACGUCUUUACCCACAUCUGCUUCAUGCUGAUGUUCUGCAGGCUGGGAUGGAUAUUAUUAGGCGUUUGUUUAGCAGAGCAGACCCAUCAGACAAGAAUCUAACCAGUUGGAUUGAUGCAUUGAGUUCACUCUUAGAUCGUCGAGAAACAGGUGUUGCUGACCAAGCAUUACGUGCAUUUGCUAAUUUGGUAUCUCGAUUUACUCGAACGGGUGCUGAUCCAAGUCCACUUGCUGAUUCUCAUAUUAUUGAUUGUCUUCUUCAACGUCUUCGUGUUGCUGGUGGUGUGGAAACUGAUAAUGAACUGACAUAUUCAUCCGGCCCCAAUUUGCCAACAGACACAUCAGGGAGUGGUCGUGAUGGUCUUUCUUCAGUCACAACUGAAAGUAAUCCAGCUGCAGUUCACGCAGUCACUAAUAUCCUAACUUCACUUUGUUGUAAUUCUGUGAGUAUAACACAUAAACUUCUAACUAGUGAUGGUCAGUUUGCUAUGACAUUGGCAAUGGUUGUUCAACGUAGCACGGAUGAAUUAGUUGUUCUUAGUGUACUUCGAUUGAUUGAAGUUCUAUUGGUACUACUACAUCAAACUCAAAAUGUUCAGUUGAAAUCACGUGAAUCACCACAAACAAAAGAACAAGUCUGUAAAACUACUUUACCAGAAUCUGCCAACGAUGAUACUUCAAAACAAAAUCAAAUGCAAGGUCAGUUGUUUAAAUCAAAUGAAUUUCAAACGUCUAUAUCAAUUAUUGAACAUGCGGAAAAUUCACAGAAUACUUCACAAUCUGAACAUACUAUUGAAACUCCUUUGGAGUCCCAGCAUUCUUGGGAAGGCGAUGCUGUACACCGUCAUUUUAUUGAGGCUAUAAAACGACAGGAUUUGGAUUUUAUGAAACGCAGUUUAAAGUCGGGCAAAAUCGAUGUCAAUUACAUGGAUCAUUUAGGACAAACUUUGCUAAAUUGGGCCGCAUCGUUCGGUUCUCCGGCUAUGGUUGAACUUUUAUGUACACAUGGUGCAAAUGUGAAUUUAGGUGUUCGUACACCAUUAGAUUAUGCAGCUUCAUUUGGGCGUGUUGAAAUAUGCAAAACUUUACUUAAUUGGGGCGCUGAUAUUAAUAAACAAGAUGUACAAGGUAGAAAACCCAUAGACAGGGCUCGGGAACAUCCUGAUUUUCCUGGUUCACAACAAGUAAUCGAUUUAUUGGAAUCCGAGUCAAAAAGAGCCGGUUUCAGGGGUUUAUCAUCCAAGUUAGAUAAAUCUGAUAAACAACUAACACCUGGUUCAUCAUCCACACCGUCAUCAUACGUAUCAUUUGCUCAACAUAAACCUUAUAUGAUUCAAUCGAAUGAUCCUGGCGAAGCUCAACGUUUAUUUGUUGAUCAACUUCUUCCAUUGCUAGUUGGGUUGUUUAAGGAAAGCACAUCUUCUGUAAGACAUCAGUGUACACUUUUAGUUUGGCGUAUGAUUCAGUAUAUGCAACCUGAUCAUUUAGAAACAAUUAGUUUGAUGGAUAAUCAAUCAGUUCCAUUCGCAUUUUCAUUAACACAAAUGAUUUAUACUGUAUUAAUCGAAGAACGAGAAGAAUUAAUUUCACGUGCAUUAGAAUUAAGUCUCCGUUUAUUGAAUAAAACGCCACAUAUUUACGUUUUGGUAUUCUAUCGCUUGGGCUUAAUUCCAUUGAUACAAAUUAUCAUUGAUAUAUUACAUCACUUGUUAAUAAUGGAAAAUAAAUCUGGCGUCACCGUGACCACCAUCACUACAUCUACUACUAAUACUGGACAGCAGUUUUCCGUAUCAUCAUCAGACGAAAAUGAGGGAAAAGAUUUAUGCACAGCUUCUGUGACAAAGAAAACCACUGAUGCAACAAGUACCACCACCGUAAUAACUUCCGCCACUCCUAGUACUGUUCCAGCAUCAAUAACACCAACUAUUUCUCCCUCGACCACCACCACUACUACCAGAAGUACAAAAACAAAGGAAAUAAUAGAAGAAUUAUCACAAAAGAAUACGUUAGUAAUUGACAAAAAAAGUAAAUCGGAAUCAGUCAAAAAUGUUGAAAAACAAAAAGUUCGUGAUCAGUUGAAUGUCAAUUUGAAUGAAAGCAAGAAUUACAUGCCUGAAAUUUUGUCUACGCCAACAAAUGAAAAUGAAGAACAACAACACCAAUCGGUGUUACAGUCUACUUCUACGUCUGAACGUGUCCACUUAGAUGCACAACUUUACAAUUGGAAUGGAUGGUAUUUCUUCUGUAUGGGUCAAUUAUUAUCAAUUUUCAAUGGUUUCGCUUUUAUUACAAUACAAUUACAACCAGAAGAUGGCGGUCUGCGUGUACUGUGUAUUCAUAAUUCUGCACAUAGAAACAAUCCAGUACCAAUUCAGUUACAUCCCGGUGAAAAUCCCUUUUCACGUCCUAGUUUAAAAUCACGAAUGCUUCGUAUGCAUCAACAUUUAAUGGAGCUCAUUGAUAGUAAUAUCACAAUUACACCAUUAUUUAAAGAUGUUGACACUGAAACUGUACAAACUACAGAGAAUGAUGAAGGUAGAGAACAAACAAAUCAACUGGAUUCUGUGAAAAAACAAACACAAUUAAAUAUACUAACUCAUUCUAGUUUAUCUAAUUUAGAAGCUUCACAUAAUAAUGCACGACGUUUUCGUAGACGCCUCGGUCUGCGUCAUGAUCCUAUUGCUAUCAAUUUAGCAGCUACAACAAUGGGAGGUCAUACAUCUAAGCUUCAACGCCAAGCUUCAUCACCGGCCCGUGUUUGCCUUACUUCAAGAUUUUCAACAAGAAUUCCGAUUCAGUCUAAUCCCACUGAGAGUAGUGGUCUUUUAGAUUCAACUACUUCGGUAGCUUUUGGUUCAAUCAUUUGUAGUUUGUUAAAACGGAAAGAUGGAACAUAUGUUUCUGUGAAACCACGCGCACCUACAGUCUUUAGUUCAAAAUCAUCACUCAAUGAAGCGUUGUUGCUUUCUGAGAAUUUUUGUAGUGGUUUCAAACGUGUACGUAUUGCUUCGAUUAGUAUAGAAACACCGGUUUCAUCUGCAAAUACAGAGUUCAACAAUACAGCAUCAAAAACACAAACUAAUCCAAAUGUGUUGUUAAAGUCAACUAAACGACAUUCAAGAAGUUUCAUAAGUAUGUUUUCACAACUUGAUAUACCACCGAGUGUGUCUUAUACACCUUUUAUUACUACUACCACUGCUUCCGGUGCUACUAUUAAUCGUAGUAAUAGUAGUAGUGUCAAUGCUAAUAUUACCACUCCUACUGUAUCUGGCACUUCAAUUUAUUCUCAGAGUAUACCGGAAAUUUUCGAUUUUGACUCUUUGAUCAAUUCAGAUUCGCUGAAUAUAGGUACAGACUAUUUAAAUUUAUGUGAUACAACAUCUUUUGAAACAACUACUGAAAGUAAUAUUACGACAGAUUUUACCGAUGAUGAUAGUUAUAAUGAUGGUGAUCGUAAAUUUAGUAAAACUGAUCAUUCGCUUACAAAUGCUACUAAUAUGGAAUUGUCGAGAAUUGAUAAAUUAUUUUUUCCUAAUGAAAUUAUCCAUGAAACAUAUAAUAGUGGGCAAUUGGUUGUUUUGUUGCGUACAGAAGAUGAUGAUUCACGAUCAUCUGAAUCAACCAUUGAACGUCUUAUCCUCAUAAGAAAACAUAUGUUAACUUUAGCUAAUCAAUUAUUAGAGAGAUUACAAAUUGAUACAUAUUUAUCUUCAACUAAUUAUACAUCAUUAUCAACAACAUCGUCAUUGUCAGGGAUUAUUGAUAAAAUUGGACCAAUUAAUGCAUUGAAUAGAAUUAAACUAAUAGUUAUGCAAAUAUGGGAUAUAUUUAAAAUGGAUAAAGUUUAUUCAUUCAGUGUAACAUUGAAUAAAUUAUUUAUUGUUUUUAAAAAAUUAUCUGAUCUAUUAAAUGAAGGUGAACAAACAAUUACAGCUUAUGAAUUAACUACAAGUGGUUUAAUACAAGUUUUAUUAUUAUGCUUGUCUGUUGCAUAUGCUGGUCAUUGGCAUUGUCAUAUAUUUUCUAUGGAAUUGGACAAUACAACAGCUUUAUUGUGGUAUCUUCAAGAGAGGAGACGAGUAUUUGUACUAAAUAUGCUAUCAUAUUCCAAGUCCAAAAGUAUAUCACUUCUUGUUAGACGUUUAGUACAAGCUUUUGAGUUAACAGAGCAUCUUCCAUUACGAUUAUUUUCUGCAGCUCAUCUGUUACGAUCAUCAUCUACAAAUGCUUCGUCAGUUCAUCAUGACACAUCGAAUCACAAACUGGACAGGAAUAAUACGAAUAAUAAUAUGAAUGAUAGUAAUAAAACACUUAAGAACACAAAUACAAAUUAUAUUCCGCCCACUAAUUUAAUAAAUAGGAUUGGUUAUUCUGCAUCUUUACCAAUUAAUUUUAUUAAUUCCUCAUUCAGUCGUUGUCAUUCAGGCAUUUAUACAGAUCAUGGUGAUCCAGUUUCUAUCAAUUUUAAACAACCAUUUCAAGAUAGUAUGGAUGCUAAAGAAUUAGCUGCUCUGCUACGUUUUUGUCCUAUUCUCUUGGAUUAUCCAGAAUUUGAUUCAUGUUUUACGCCUAGUCUGCAUCAAAUUGCUAAACGCCUACCUUUAUAUUUGGAUAAAUUGUCAAACCUACCAUCAGUUGUCGAGUUGAAGAGUAAUAAUAACGAUAAUAAUACUACAGAGAAUAAACUACAUCAUAAUAAAUCAAAACGAUUAUAUAAUUGGCGUGGUAAAUUGCUUUUUGUAAGCCCUUUAGCGACUGUUGGUCAAUUAGAACGUUUCCUUAGUCGUAUGUCAACAAAACAAUGGUAUGAAUGUUCUCGCCUUGAUCUUAAUUUAUGGAGUCAAAUUCAUUUAGCCAAUAGUUUUAAUUCUACCUCCGGUUUGUACUUUCCUGCACCUCCACCUGGAAAUAGUUCAGCUGAUUAUCUUGGUGGUAUAAUCGACUGGCUUGCAACUAAUGGUAAUCGUCGUCCUUUAGAAGAUUGGAUUAAUCCAGCCAUUGUUGGAUUGAUUAGUAUAGCUGCAUCAACAAGUAGUCCUGUUAAAGGUAGAGCAGUUUCAAUAUUAGGACCUCAAGCGGGAGCUCUAGUUGGUGGUUAUACAAUCAGAGGUAGUGGAAUAGGAGUGGUAGUUAAACCGAAACGUAUGAAUUGUCCAAAUGGAUCUAAUCAAAAUGAAAGUCGAGGCAAAAAAUCGAUGUCAGAUCAAAAAUCAAGUCAUACUUCAUUUUCUACUGUUAAUAUAAAUGAGAAUGAAACGCAUGCUUGGAUAGCAGUUGAUUUAGGUUUACAAUUAAUACCGACUGCAUAUACUUUAGCUUAUUUAAGGCGAGCGGAUGCUUCAGAACAUUCACUAGCACCUAGGAAUUGGAAAUUAGAGGCUUCCAACGACGCUGUGACUUGGAUUGUUUUACGUGAACAUAACAAUGAUUCAAGUAUUCAAUCAGUUUCAGGUAGUCGUGCCACAUGGAGUAUAAAUUCAUAUCAUAAUAAUUAUAAUGGUAAUAAAGCUGAAACAAUUUCUUCAACCCUGAACACAGCAUGUACUAAAGAAUCUAUAAGAGGUUGGCGCUUUUUUAAAAUUCAAACAACUGGAACAAAUGCAAAUUGCGGCAAACAAUUAGCUCUUGGCGGUUUAGAAUUUUAUGGUAACGUUUAUUCUGUACAUGAUUCGGUAUUGACUCCUAGUGCUUUAGCACAGAAGAUCUAUUCAAUUUCAUCUGAAAGAAAAGAUGCUUCUCCUCCUCCUCCUCAAAUGAUAGCAAAAUCAAUGUCAUCAUCAUCAUGGUUAACAGUAAAUGUGAAACUGUCUACAAAUAAUCGAAGCAGUCAGGUUGAUCAAAAUGAAAUGAAUAAUGAUGCUAAUGAUAUUAACAAUUGUACGGUUAUAAAAAGUGAUACUGAAGAAAUAACUGAAGAAAACUCUUCAUCAAAAUCAUCUAAUUUAAAUAUUACGCUUAAACAAAUAGACAAUCAUAGGAGAGAUCCAAAGUCGUCCAAUGAUGAAAUAAUUCGUCAUCAUAUUACUUCAAUAAUAUCAUCGUCAUCAUCAUCUCAACAGAAGAAUCCCAUAGAUGAUAAUUAUGAAGAAGAGGAAGAACAAGUAGAAGCAGAAGAAAAAGAACAUGAUAAUCAUGUAGAUGUUGAUGAUAAUGAUGAUGACGAUGAUGACAAUGACGAUGAUGAUGAUGAUGAUGGUAUUGGUAAAAAUAUUACUAAAAGCCUUAAUCAUGAAUCAAGUGAUACUUUAAUGAAUAUCUUAUUCGAUGAGGAAGCUGGUUCUGAUGACAAUAUGAUGACAAGUGCAAGUAAAUCGGAUGUGGAUAUGAUUUUAGAAUUAUCUGCUAAAAAAUUGGAUAAUUUAAAUAUUUUAUCCAGUGGAACAAUUGAUGACAAAUUAUUACACUGUUUCGGUAAUCUCCUUGCCAGCGAUAAAUCAUCACCAGAAUUAUAUCAACUUCUACGUCGUAUUGCGCCACAAGAUUUGGAUUAUGAUCUAUUGAAUAAAUGUACAUCACGUAGCAUGGAUAGUAUACAUUCUGGAGAAGAAGUACAUCAUUCAAAAGAAACGAUGAAUAAUUAUCAAUCAGAGGAUACAAAAAGAAUUGAUUCUAUUAUUCUGGAUACUGGAGAAAUAGAUAUUACAGAGCCUCAUAUUUCUUAUAUUGACCAGAGUAAUCCAGAAGCAUCUGGUGAAUCUGAUGUACCUGGUUUAGACUAUCUACUUAAUUCUAUUGAACCAGAAGCUAUAGAGUUUGCAGACACUGUAGAAGCUAUAAUUCGUAGUAAUACUGUUCAAAAUAGACGAAACAAUAUUGGUGAUGAUAAUGAAAAUCCGAUUGACUUGACUAUUAACAAAAUAUCACAAACUUCAUCUCAUUCAUGGAAACAUUUUCAAUCGAUCCAAAAUGCUAAUCAUAAAAACAAUAAUCGCAUAUCAGUUGAUCAACUAAUACACAAUGAGGAAGAGAAGUCAGAAAAGAUUUGUGAGCCAAUUGGACUACUUACUCAGUCAUCUGAAUCAUAUAGUAAUUUACCAGUGAUUAAAACUGUGAAUACUGAACCUUGUAAUAACACUAAUAAACUAUCCAAAAAUUCUGAUGAUCAUAAUCAACAGUUAAAUGAGACCUAUCAAUAUUCUGAACAAUUAAAUGAAACUACUUCAUUUAACGCUAACUUAUCAUCAGACAGUUCAGGAUUUCAAGUUCUACCAUCAUCAUGGAAACCAAUACAUCAACAGUUUCGUCGCCGUAUUCGUAGAAAUCGACCACGCCAAAUGGUUUCUUCUGAAUCUAAAGAUACACCUGCCAGUCACUCUAACUCACCUCAUUCUGGUACUCCUCCUGUUCCUCUAUCGUGGAAUGAAGCAACUGAUGCACUUCGUUUGCCAUUGGGUUUAAUUCCUACUUUUAUUCCGAAUCCUGGUUCAACCAAUGCCCCAGGGACUACAGCGUAUGUGCUUUGUCGACCUCCUUCUAGUGAUCAUGAAUGUUCAGCAAAUGACGAAGAUUCUUAUUCACGUUUAUCGUUGUUUCUUGGAAUUUAUAUGAAUUCUGAAUAUCUAAUACAAAUACCAUUACGUGAUAAGAAUGCUACUUUAUUCAAAUAUAUUCAAGAAUUGUCAGAGAAAUUUGAACUACUCGAAAAUUCUAAUGAAUAUCGUUUGUCCAAAUCAAUUGAUGGAAAUGAUAAAACAAAAAAUAAUUAUUUAAUUAAAUUGGGCUAUCGAUUUUGGGAUGCAAAUGAUGAUUGUGUCAAAUCAUCUACAUUAACAACUAUUUCCACACCUUGUAUUGCUGGUGAUAAUAAUAAUAAUAAUAAUAAUCAUGAUGUGAAUGGAUCAACCAUUCGAACAGUCUAUGGGAAAGCAUUAUUAAAUAAGCAUGAUUUAAGAUUUACACCAUCUUUGGAUAGACCAAUAAUUUAUACAUCAUCAGGUAUUAAAAUACCUAUAAUUAGUGAUAAUAACAUUGAUGACAGUAAUAAUAAUGAUGUUGAUGACGUUUUUGUGAAUAAUUUAACUAACAAAUCAGAAUAUUCAAUAAUGAAUAAUUACGAUGUCCAUAAAUCUUAUCCACCAAGUGAUCCCGAAGAUAUUUUACAACUUAUCAAAUUAUUAUAUCAGUUAUCUGGUUUAGAAGAAUUCAGUUUGGAGAAUAAUAAUAAUGACAAUAAUGAUAAUUCAUUGGUUGAUAAAAGCGAAUCGAUUGAAAUGAAAAUGGUGGAUUUCACAUCUACACGAUUAACUAAUAAGCUAUUAUGUCAAAUACAUGAUCCUUUAGCGUUAGCUUCUGGUGCUUUACCUAAUUGGUGUUUAAGUUUAAGUCAACGAUUUAAUAUUCUCUUCUCAUUCAAUGUACGUUCCCAGUUGUUUUCAGCUUGUGCAUUUGGUCCAGCCAGAGCUGCUAUUUGGCUUCAGAAUCGUCCAUUGCAAAAACGUACAUAUUUAUCGCAUUCGGAUGGAUAUAGUCGUGCUGGGAGUGCAGGCAGUGCAAGUGGUCGUUCAUCUUAUAGAAUUCUCCUACCAUCCGUUAACGCUUCCUUGAUUUCUGCCCUCUUAAACAAUACCAAUGCUAGUAAUAAUAAUAAUAAUACUAUUACAACCACGACUGCUACUAAUAACAUCACUAGUAAUGCACUGGACGAUGGAAAUAGAUCAAUAAAUUCUGAUGAAGAUAUUGUAUUACUACGUCCGUCAAUAUUGAAUCAUUUGCUUAAUAUAACUGGUGUUAGUGGAACAGCUAAUAACAAUACUAGUAGCCUACAAAAUAUCGACAUUGGUAAUGAUUUGGACAUUAAUUCUGACAAUAUUUCAUCAGUUGAAUCCAUUCUGACAACUUUAGGAAUUCCUUUACUAACAUCCACUACUACUUCUACUGCUGCAUCACUAAACUGUGAUACUAAUUUUCUAUCUGAUAGUACUGGAGCCAGUAAUAAUAACAAUGAUUUAAUCAAUUGUUUAUUAGUUCAUGGUAAUCAGAAUAAUCAACAUUUGACUACAUCGAUGGGAGGUAUAGCUACUACGCCAAAUGGUGGUGGUGGUAGUAGUGGUUUUGGCAUCGGACUCAUUUCAGACGAUAGGUCGACUUCACAGAUUGGUCGGUUACAUAAAGAAUUUGUACGUAUUCCACGUUUACCACAUGAAUUAUUAACUCAGUUGACAAGUAAAUAUAUGAAAUCAUCUCCCAAUUACUAUCACUAUCAUCAAUCAGAGAAUUUGACAUUUUGGCAUUGGGCGUCAAGACUUAUGGAAGAGCAUGCAUCCCGCAAAUCUGAACUGGAAAUACAAUUCAUUGGUGAGGAAGGCACAGGUCUAGGUCCGACGUUAGAAUUUUAUUCACUUUUGGCCGCUGAACUUCGUCGACGUGAUGGUUUAAUGUGGGUUACAAAUGAUUUUACAAUGACUACUGAGCAGUCAAGUCAUAGUCAUUCAGUUCUACCCACUGUUUCUAGCUCAGCAACCAUAGAGCAACAUGUUAUUUCGAAUUCUGGGCAACCUGACUCUAUGGAUAACGAAAUAGAUGACAUUGAUGAAGCAAAUGUAUAUGUGAACACACCUUAUGGAUUGUUUCCUGCUCCAUGGCCGGGAGAUCAAGUUCCAGAAUCAGUUCUUUAUCGCUUCUUCAUUUUAGGAAUAACGGUAGCAAAAUGCCUUCAGGAUAAUCGCCGUAUUGAUUUGCCUUUAUCAUCACCAUUAUUGAAACUUCUUUCUACCUACGGUAGUGUUGUCAACACUCACAAUUGUAAUGAUCAUGAAUUGGAAAAAUGUUAUUCUGCAACUAGUUCAUUGGACAAUUCUAAAACAAUCAAUAAUGUAGAUUUCUCUGUUCUUUCUGAUGUUGAAAGUGCUUUUCAAAAUGUUUUAUAUGGUUAUUCUUAUUUGAAAAAUCAAUUAACUUCUAUUACUACUGGUAAUACUACUGAUCGGUUCAUUAAAAAUCAAUUCAAUCCAAAUGACGAUGAAGAGUUUAAUUUGGCCUCAUUUCUUAUCAGUCCACAAUAUAAACGACUGUAUCAAUGCUGUGGAUCUAUUAGUCAGAAUAAUAAUAAUAAUAACUUACAAUCCUCAACACAUUGGAUUUCAGGUCUGUUAAAUUUAAAUGAUUUUUGUAUUAUUUAUCCGGAACGUGCACAGUUUUUAAAACAAAUAACAGAAUUUCAUCGUCGUAAAUCUACGUUGUCAAAUGGAAAUACAAAUGAAAAGUGUAUUAAUGGUUUAGCUGUUGAAAUAUUCGGUUGUGGUCUUACUGAUCUUUGUUUAUCUAUGGAAUUUCUUCCAUCUUCUAAGCUUUUUGGAUUUCCAUCUUAUCCAUUGAAAGAUGUUUAUGGUUGGGAAGCAACAAUAACAACAACACCAAGAACUACUAAUAAUUCUACAGAAGUAUCAUUGCAUAAAAAUGUGACAGAGAAUUCACAAUCUAUUGUUGCGCCUGUUACAGUUCAUAAUAUUGAAAAAUAUUUAGAAUUAACGUUAGCUUUUUGUUUGGAUAAAGGUAUUCGUAAACAAUUGGAUGCAUUCAAAGACGGUUUCGAGCGUGUAUUACCACUUGGUUGGUUAGCAUUAUUUACAGCUACAGAAUUAGGUGAAUUAAUUGCUGGUGAUUCAGUAGUUCAUUGGACACGUGAAGAUCUUCUUGCAUAUACAGUACCAAGUUUAGGUUUUACUAAACAAUCACCAACAUAUCAAAUGUUAAUUAAUGUAUUAUGUAAUUUUAAUUCAACUGAACGUCGUGCUUUCUUACAAUUUACUACGGGUUGUUCUAGUCUACCACCAGGUGGUUUAAAAAAUCUACAUCCACGUUUACGUAUUGUACGUAAAGAAAUAACAAAUAGUGGACCAUAUCCUAGUGUGAAUACAUGUGUACAUUAUUUAAAAUUACCAGAAUAUCAGUCAGAGAAAGAAUUACGUACACGUUUAUUACAAGCAACUAAAGAAAUUGGUUUUUAUUUAAAUUAAAUAUCUUUAUUUAUUCUUUUUUUUAACUUUUUUUUCUUUCUUUAUUUUUUUGAAGAAAACUAAAUAAACCAACAAAUUUAUAUUUAAUCAUUCAACAUUGUCUUGUUUUCAUGUUUAUAUUCCACUUGUUACCUUUACAUAAAAGUAAAGAAUUACCAAUAAUGAACAGUUGAUGGUGACGGUGACAACAACCAGUAUAGUUUUCCUUUGAUAACUUUUAUUUUUCUUUCUUCCACAAGAUAUAUUUAGAUAAAUAACCAAAGAAGUUGAUUUUCGAAAGCAAUGUAUCACACUAUAAUCAUAGUAAUAAUUAUGAUAUGAAUAUAUAUAGAAUAGUUUGUCAAGGAGAAAAAAUUUGUAAUCUGAAAAAACCGAAAUGAAUAAAUAUGAUGAUGAAGUAGAUCAUUAGCAUGAUGCAUGAUUUCGAUUUCCUUUCACACUACUAUUAUUACUACUACUACUACUACUUCACUUCCCACUUACUGACUUUAAUUUUACUCAUUCAUCCCCCCGUAUCACCAAAUAAUAACUUUGAUUUUAUUUUGUUAGUAUGUUACUAUUUAUGUUUAUGCAGUGGUUUUUUAUUUAUUUAUUUGUUUAUUGGUAAUAUUUUAUUUUGUAAUGUAGACACUCCUUGAAGAAUUGUGUAUUAUUUGAGACAUUCACAUAUAUUACUGUUAUGAAAUAAAUGUGUUUAUUUAAUAAACAGUAUAUAAACAACCACGAGGUGAUAGCCUUUUCACAUUCUUUCUUGGGGGGGGGGUUGUUCGUUAGUAAAUAACAUCUUUUUAUAGAUGAUUUGACUUGAUGUUAUUAGUUUAUUUUGUGGUAAUUGGAAGUGACAAUCGUACCAUCAUAUUAAUACGAUUGGUCUAAUAAUUCCUUUGCUGAUUGUUAUGAUUUUACUAGUGUAGGUGUUUUGUAGAGAUUUUUGUUUGGUACUGCGAUCACGCACGAACAUACCUAAGCUAUAUAGCUAUUCGUUCCACAACAGUGACUGUAAUUAUUAUCUAUCUCAUAACUUGGAUAAUUUAAGUCAGAUAUUUUACUGAAUUAAUGUUAAGGAUCAUGUAUAGGGAUUUCAGACUCUAAUGAAACGCUACUUCACUUGUCUCUGUCCUUUGAUUGGUCCUACAGCAGUUAUCAGUUCAUGAUAAAAAUUAUUUUCAUUCGAACGUUAAAUAAUCAUUGAUUUUUCUUUCGCAAUUUCGUAAUAUCAGCGAAUGAUGUAGUUGAAAAUAACACCCGACCGUUGCUGCUAUUUUAACGUGGUGGUCAGGCAAGUCCACCUAGUGGAGCUGGAAAACCCUGAUUCCAA